UGAUGCUGUGAUCACAGGAGAUUAGCAAGCAUUUCACGUAGAGCAUCCUCGGUGGGAGAGCUUUGCCGCUCGCAUCUUUCUUCUACAAAUGACAAUAGAGACACAUAUAUGACAUGAAGGGUACUCUACGAGGGUGUUUGACGGCUCUUUUUCUCAUCAAUGUUCUGGGGAUGCAAAAUUUGUCAUCUCCAACAGACGACAGGACUAUUUCCCCGGAAGGAAAUAAAAGCUUGGUAAGAAAAAUAGCUCCAAGAUUCGCCAGUCGGAAAACAUCAGAGGGUUGCCUACGCAAUGGACUACAGGGAAAGCCGUUUUCCAAGAACAAGCAUACGAGAAUAGCACUGACUGCCGUUACUGUCAAUGGAGUGUUUGUGUUAAAAGAAGACCCGGGUAUUGUGUGGAUGGGGUUCCUGUUACUGCCGCUGGCCGCCUCUGCUUCCUGUCUGAUCUGUGCGUGCUGUGGGAACGCGUGCGCCUCGCGAUGCCAGCGGAUAGAUCCUUUCAUCUACAGACUAUGAUGGAGGAGCCUUCUCUUUUCCAUGAAAAGAAAUCAAUAACCAAGCUAUUGAACGUGCCAAUGCUGUGAUGUAUUAUUCUUUGCAUACAAGCAUCAAGACACAAAGCGCCCUACAGCUAAAUGUACUAUAAACAUAUCUAUGUGCAUAUCAAUUGCCAAGGUUAUAUUUGUAUUUUGUAAAUAUGACGAGAAGGAGCUUUAAUACUUUAAAAUAGACGCGCGCAAUGUAUUGAUAACGAAAAGAAACAAAGCGAACGUUUCUAUUACCAGCACCUAUGUGUAUAUAAAACGUAUGACAUA
This is a messenger RNA of Branchiostoma floridae (Florida lancelet), 817 nucleotides long. RefSeq lists its product as uncharacterized. The coding region runs from base 114 to 518 and encodes 134 amino acids. The record is from RefSeq and is a predicted model, not a curated record. The transcript is spliced from 3 exons. Lineage: Eukaryota; Metazoa; Chordata; Leptocardii; Amphioxiformes; Branchiostomatidae.